This is a messenger RNA of Schistocerca serialis cubense, 2122 nucleotides long. RefSeq names its product UDP-glycosyltransferase UGT5-like. The record is from RefSeq and is a predicted model, not a curated record. The coding region runs from base 90 to 1685 and encodes 531 amino acids. The transcript has 6 exons. Gene Ontology annotation, molecular function: UDP-glycosyltransferase activity. Lineage: Eukaryota; Metazoa; Arthropoda; Insecta; Orthoptera; Acrididae.
AUCCGCGUCGCGAGGGCGUGUGACUGCGACUGGAGGCGCGAGACAGCGGCUGGAGGCGUGUCCGGAGAAACGGGAAACAGACCAUCGUCAUGAAGGGCGACGUGGCUGCGGCGGCGGCACUGCUGGCGCUGGGGGCGGUGCUCAGCCUGUGUGCGCCGGCGUGCGAGGCGGCCAACAUCCUGGCCGUGUUCCCCGUGCCCGGCAAGAGCCACUGGAUCGUGUUCCGCGAGUUGCUGCUCGAGCUGUCGCGCCGCGGCCACAAUCUCACCGUCAUCUCGCAUUUCGUGCUGGACCAGCCGCCGCCGCCCAACUGGGAGCAGAUCGUUGUAGGGGCCUACCACGAGGAGUUGCCCUCUGGUCCAAACUUAUUUGACCUCGGAACGUCGGGAGCAAUGCAGGAGGUGAAGUUCCUGAUGGCGCACGGGAGGGGUUGGUGUAGGAGGGCCCUGGAGGAGGAGCACAUGCGGAAGCUGGUCACGUCGAAGGACCGCAGGUACGACCUGCUGCUGAUCGAGGUGUUCUUCAACGACUGCCUGUUCGCGCUGGCGCACAAGUUCCGGGUGCCGACGGUGGGGGCGUGCGCCCUGGGCGGCGGCGCCAGCUGGAUGGGCGACGCGGUGGGCAACCCCUACCCGCACAGCUACCUGCCCGAGCCCUUCCUCAAGUUCACCAGCCGCAUGAGCCUGCCCGAGCGCCUCUACAACGCCUUCUUCGGGACGUACUUCAGACUGGUCCGCGAGCUCAGCUACCUGCCGCAGCUGGACGCCAUCGUCCGGGAGCGCUUCGGCGACGCCAGCAUGCCGCCCUUGUCGCACAUCAUGCGCAACAUGUCUCUGCUGCUGGUCAACAGCCACGUCAGCUUCUACUACCCGCGCCCACUCGUUCCCAACUUGAUAGAAGUCGGGGGGAUGCACAUCAAGCCGCCGAAAAAGCUCCCGGAUGACCUGCGAACUUUCAUGGACGAAGCGACGGACGGCGUCAUCUUCUUCAGCAUGGGGACCAACAUCAAGAGUGAAGAUAUUCCGGAGAAGCAGAAGGAAGCCAUUCUCAGAGUGUUCUCAAGACUGAAGCAGAAGAUUCUGUGGAAAUUUGGCACGGAGCGCUUGCCCAACCAGCCGGCGAACGUGAGGCUGGGGAAGUGGCUGCCCCAGUACGACGUGUUGAAACAUAAGAACACGAAACUCUUCAUAACCCACGGAGGCCUGAUGAGCAUACAGGAGGCCGUUUCAGCGGGAGUGCCGCUGCUCGGAAUCCCGGUGUUCGGAGACCAGCAGGUGAAUCUGGGCAGAGUGGAGAGCGACGGCUUCGGCAUCAUGCUCACCAUGGACAACAUCACCGAGACCUCCUUCGGCUGGGCGUUGUCCGAACUACUGACGAACCCAAGGUACCAAGAGAUGGCCAAGAAGAAAUCUGUGGUGUUUCACGACCGCCCCCAGAAGCCGCUGGACACGGCCGUGUACUGGGUGGAGUACGUGCUGAGGCAUGGCGGCGCGGCGCACAUGCGGUCCGCCUCCCUCGACCUGUCGUGGUACCAGUACCUGCUGCUGGAUGUCGCUGCGGUCGCGCUGGCGGCGUUGUUUCUUGCUCUGUCCGCUGUGGCGCUCAUCACGACAGCUGUCUUCAGAAGAAUCACUAAAAACGGAUCGGUGGCCCAAACAAAGAAGAAGCGCACGAAGGAGGACUGAGUUAACGUUGUGACGGAUUGUCCAUUCAGCUGUGGGGAGUAGUUUUCCCUGAAUCAGAGACUGCGGAAAUGGGCACCAGGAUGUAAGAUCAAAGGGUGAACACUGUAUUUGCAUUCACUUGUGUGAAGGUAGCUGUGUGGACACCGAGCAGUGUGCAGUGAACAACAUGCUCAGUGUUGUCAGUAUCAGAUUUUGACUAUUCUGGAGUGAAGAAUAGCUCGAUUUGGAUGUUUAUUUUAUGUGUAAUGCGGACUGUGGCACUGUAUAUUGCCAAGGAAGGACACUCUUCUGUAUUGUAGUCCUGCAGUUUUUUUAUGGUUGCUACUGUCUUGUACAAAAACUAACAAAAAGUACCUUUGCUAUCAACUUGUUGUGAGAGCAAAGUCAUUUUGUAAAAGCUACACUGUUACAGCACAAGAUGUUUAAUUUUUUUACUU